AAUGAAGUCCUCAAGAACAAAGUCAACACAGCUAACUUAUCCUGAAUUUUAAGCGGAAGCGGAAAAUAAAACAAAAUAGCUGCAGCCUCCUACGGUCCUACCGACGUUGCUGCAAUGUGGUUCAUCUUAAUUUUCAACAUGUGAAAAUAAUUGGAAUCUAUCAGCCCGUGUUAAGGCCAAUAAGUCUAGUUAGUCAAUCCUGGUUGCUAAGUAAAAAAGUUGGGAUGAAGAUGGGAUGUUUUACCGUUUUGAAGAGUAAAGAGAAGAAAAUGUCAGAUAAGAAUAAGAUCAGCCAUGCUACACGUGUUAAUCCUCGGGGUCAUUCACCUACUGUCUUGCCCGAGCCCCUAACACAAACACGGGCAUUACAUUCUGCUCCACCAAGCUUUAAAAUUAGAGCCCGUCCUGCCGCUUCAAGCCUGGACGAAGCAGGACAAGACACAACUCUUACGUCAUAUGAAUGUGACGAAUAUGAGGAAUCAAGGGGCCGUAUUGGGUCAAUGAUAGAAUCUAUCUCAUCUAGUAGCCCUCAACCCCUUCCUCUCCCCUCACCUCACCCUACUGCCUCCCUGAAGACUAUGGGAAGCUUCAAAACUGUGAAUGCCACUGGCGGCCGUUUCAAUGCCUCCUCAGGACCGCUUCCGCUGCCUCCAGUGACAGUGUCUUCUACAGGAAGUGUGCGGAACUUUUCUUAUGAAGAGAUUGCAGCCGCCUGCCACAACUUUACCUCUGAGCUAUGUGUGUCAGAAGGGCUUUCUUCUGUUAUCUAUAGUGCUUCGUUUGGGGAUGAUGCGAAGAAGCUUGACGCCACUAUAACUCGUCUCAGCCCAUCUUCUCAGGGAUUGAAGGAAUUUGUGAAUGAAGUUAACACUCUAGCCUCAUUGCAAUGCCCUUCUCUUUGUAAACUGCUUGGUUUUCAUGCGCGCGAAGAUUCGGGGCACAGGAUGUUAGUUUAUGAAAGGCUUUUUCAUGGAAGCUUAGAUGGGCUCCUAUUUGGCAGAUCUGGUGGCCCUCCCUUAGAUUGGAAUGCUAGAAUGAAAAUUGCCUUGUGUGCUGCACAAGGUCUCACUUUUCUGCAUGAGGAAGGACCUUUUCAGGCAAUGUUUCAUGAAUUUUCAACUGCAAAUAUACAAAUUGACAAGGACUUUAGUGCAAAACUUUCAGGAUAUGGUUGUGUUACCCACAUUCAAGAGACCAGCAUCUGUUGUAGUUCAGUUGUACUCGCGAAUCUUUCGGCAGAGGCACUGGAGAGGGGUUAUCCAACUCCAAAGAGCAAUGUUUGGAGUUUUGGGAUUAUACUUCUUGAGUUGCUGACUGGGAGGAAGAAUUUGGACUGUGGCCAUCCAAAGGAAGAAAUGAAUUUAGUGAAGUGGACCCGGCCUUUUCUAGCCGAUGAUUGCAGAUUAUCACUUAUAAUGGACUCACAGCUGAAAGGUCGGUUCCCGGCCAAAGCUGCUCGGACUAUCGCCGAUAUUGCUCAAAGAUGCCUGCAUAAGGACCCUUCUGAAAGGCCCACCAUGAGAACUAUAGUGGAACAGCUCAAAGCGGCUCAAGACAUGAAGUAUCCUUCCCGGUUUCCACUUGAGGAGCCAGGAAGAGUGAGCAUGAAGCACAUGUCGAAAUCACAUAGUCUAAAUGGGAUUGUCAUCCCACCCCCAAGGCUUAGUCUUUCGCCUUCACCACCGGCGACUAGCAAACCACCUCUUUCUCCGACUAGACAUACAGGAAUGCCCUUAUCUGGUCGGUCACGAACAUGCUCUUACACCUCUUUGGAGGACUUGAAUAGGUUCGAGACUCGGAGAUCUUCGACUUCACCCGUCCAAAGAUCUAGUGUUGAAGGAUUUUGAAUGUUCAUAGAAUCACAGACAUCAUCUCUUUUCCUUUCUUUUUUCUUCAUGAUUUUCCUUCCUUUCUUGGGAAGUGAUUCGCUAAAUGCAAUAUAGUAGAAGAUAAAGAAAAGGCUUUAACUUUCACCUCGCCGUUCUUCAAGUAUGAAACUAUGAGGAAUGGCACUAUGUAGAUAUGUAUUCGCUUGGAUUAAUUAGUUUUCCUCUUAUAAAGGAAGGGGUGCAGUUUCUGUUCUUGAUUGGCGCAGAGUCCCUGUAUAUGUAUUUGUAUGAUAGUAAUAUUGUGGUUAUAUUUUUUUUCUUGGAAGAAUAUUUAAGGCUUGUUACACGUUUCAAUUUUAGCAGUUUCCUCGCCCA
Cuscuta europaea is the source of this 2204-nucleotide messenger RNA. Lineage: Eukaryota; Viridiplantae; Streptophyta; Magnoliopsida; Solanales; Convolvulaceae. The record is from the annotation of a GenBank genome assembly.